Molecule: messenger RNA, 2093 nt
Organism: Parasteatoda tepidariorum (common house spider)
Lineage: Eukaryota; Metazoa; Arthropoda; Arachnida; Araneae; Theridiidae
Source: RefSeq, a predicted model, not a curated record
CUAAGCAACGGAAGAAGACGGAGGAGGCUUUUCCCUCACUGCAGCUCUUCUCUCCACAGUUAGGAUGCAGCAGCUGCAUCAGAUUGCACAUCUUUCACGUGGGGCUUACUCCCCUUCAUUCACUCAUCUUUAACACAUUGAACGCCAAUAUUGUGCCGUUUGAUACAUUUUGGAUCCAACCCUAUCUAUUAAAGGAUUAUAUAUGUGAAAUAUAGAGAAAUGUGUUAACUUCAUUAAUAGUUUAACGAAGAUGUCUACUCAAUAUUUAUAAUGAAAUCAACCAUCUGCAGUGUUUAAUGGAUUUAAAGAUGACACAAGUUGAUAUGAAAUUCUUGAAAAAACGCUAACCAUCUCGUAUAUAUAUAAAUAGAUAAACAGAGGUAUAAAUACAAUUUUUUUUAAAAGAAGAAGUGUCGAAAAUAAUCUUUAGAUAAGUAUGAAGUUUUAUUUCCGUAAAAAUAUGCCAUCCCAAGUAUUCAGGAACAUUGUUAAAUAAUAACGACAGAAUGGUGAAAUUUCAUAUGAGUAAACAUUACAAUCUGUCGUUGAAAACUGAAAUCUUUUGAUUUUCCUUAAAUUUCCUUCACUAUAAGUUUACUAACAUUCUAAUCAGAAUCUACCUCAUUCUGUAAUUUUUGAAUUUGCGAGAUUUCUAAUCAUAUAAUAGUUUACAUUUUAAAUUAAACUUCACUAUUGGAGCGAAUAAUCGAAACGUUUUAAAUCUUAGUUUCUGAAGAAAUUAAAUUUUUUUCUGCACAAUCGCUAGUUGUCUUUAGUAAAUUAGAAGAAUGCUUUCCAUUUCAAGGUUAAUUGCAUCGGUUUUGAAACCAUAAAAUUAUAUUGCAAAGACCUUCUUUUUUACAGAUAAUUGUAGAUAAACUGUAGACUCUCUAAUCUAUUUUGUUAAGGAUGUCAUAAAUAACUUUGAAAGCAAAGGAAGAAUGGCGAAUUAUUUUGAAGCUCGUGAGACGUACACUCAAAAGUGCCAAAACAAAAUUUUAUAAUGAGUUCUGUAUUAAGACUUUCGUUUAAAGAAAUACAUGAACUGUAGAACUUACAAAUAGUUAUUUGGAUAUAUAGUGUAGAUAUUAUAGGUGAUUAAAGCUUUACAUUCUGUGAACAGUAUUCUAACACCAUGUUUUGGUUAUUUAAAAGAAAGAAAGUUGCUGAUAAAAAAGCCAUUACUCCAUGCGUAUGUGAUAAUGGUGAUCAUUUGCCUGAUGCUCUCACUUUGCAAGACUUUGGAACACGUAGUAUUUUAGAAGGAAGUAUAUCAUCCCGCCUCGGUACAACAAAUGAAUCAAGAUAUGAUCGCAAGGGAUAUCACAGGCUUCAAGCAGAUGGAUCCGGAGCUGAUGAUAUCACUGUUAUAGAACCGCCCAGUCCUGUCCACGAUACAUUAACUUACGGUAAAAUGACCGUUGUCCAGCCAGAAGUAUCCGAAUGUAGUGAUCCUGGUUCAAGCACAGAAUCCAGCUCUGAUUACGAAAGAGAUUAUUUUGGUGGUUUCACGGAUACGGAUGAAGAUGAAGAGCUGACGUGUAAUGUUUGCGAACGUUCCUUCAACAGUGUGCGGAAGUUAGAGCAGCAUCAGCAAAGAAAACGUCACUAUGGUUGUUCGAUAUGUGACUCUAUAUUUCCAGGACUCAUGGCGCUAGAACUGCACAAAGAAACCCUUGACCACUGGUCUGAUUAUGAGCUGAGAGUAAAGCAGGUCCACGAAGAAGAUAAAGAAUCGGAUUCCGAAGAGGAGCUUGAAGAACACAGAGUCUACAGUGGAAGAACACGAGACGAAUUGAGGAGACUUCUUCUCUGAUGGUGUCGAUUCUGCUGCCGUAUAUUUAAGCCCAGGCAGCAGGAAUACAAUCUACAGUUGUGACACCACCAAAACAUUUACAGAAAAAGUAGCUUCUGAAAAUUGAAAGUACUCACUGUGAUUUUCUAUAAAAGUCUGCUUUGAAUGUUAAAUGUAAACGAUGCAGUUUGGCUGAUGUGUUUUCAUUUCAUAUUGUAGAUGAAUGAUCUGUAGAUUGAUCCCCACUCUUGCUCAGUAUUCAUUUUUGUUUUUUUAAAUAAAAAUUUCGCAUGUCAUA